UCAUGUCUGAUACUAAAUUUGUUGAUGAAAAUUCAUUAAUUGGAAUAGCAGCUUCUUUUUGGUAAUAAUAUUCAACUAAGACUCCUUAAAAAUUGAAAAUUAUGGAUGCUUUUUCUUUAUAUUGCUUUAUAUUAGUGAUAAUUCAAUUAUUUUAUUGCACAUUAGUAGGUGAUUUUCCAAGAAAUUCAUUUCUAUCUGGAAUAUUUGCAGCUGCUGGAGCUAUGAUAAUAAAUAGUAUAUUAUUAAAUUUCAUUAUUAGUAUGUUUGAGAAAAUAAUUGAAUCCUGAAACUAAAUACAUGGAAAUUUCUAAUGAAAGAGCUUUUUGGGAAUAUUUGGCAGCAAUGAUUGUCCUAUUUUUGACUGUGAUAAAUUUCUUGGGUUGAAU
This is a messenger RNA of Paramecium pentaurelia, 386 nucleotides long. The record is from the annotation of a GenBank genome assembly. NCBI's taxonomy places the organism in Eukaryota, Ciliophora, Oligohymenophorea, Peniculida, Parameciidae.